AUGUCCAGCUCAGUAAUCACAUUGUCUGCGGUAGGACCAUUACUUCCCAGGAAUCUAGACUUUAAGAAAAUAUUCGUCGGUGAAGACCAAACCAUCCACUUGAUAGCUUCGAAUAGGAUACAUAUCAUAGGCACACUGGAAGGAAUGCUGUACAAGCUCCGCGGAGAGAACAUUGAGUCGAUCUGUUAUAGAAUUUUAAUAACACCAUUUGAAACAUUGUUUUGUGCCGAUGUUCUUGGAUACCCAAACACACUCUUUGUUGCCACUAAGGAGAAGCUCGGCUUCGUAGGAAAUUAUAAUUCUCCAGGAGAGAGAGAUUCUCGAGUUGUUUCUGAAGGAUUCUCACCAGAAUCCCAGUCAGACAUGGAAAUACCCAACAAGAUACGUUACACUGGGGGCAUCGUGGAUUGCGAGGGGAGAGUUUGGUUGAUGACUUGUAAGGGAAUAAACUCCUCUGGCCAACUCUUUCACCUUGAUAAGGACUGGAAACCAGCCAAUCCUCGAUACGUGAGUACCCAGCGUUUCAGUGGAAUAUGUUGGAGCUUGGAUGACCGAACCAUAUACAUCCAUGAGAUGGCGCGAAAUAACUGCAUACUUGCUUACGACUUUGAUAUCGAGACAGGCAUCAUUAAAAUGGACAAACACAGGCUAUUUUAUGAAUUCGAAAAUCCCAAGGAAUAUCCAAUGGCUUUUGCGAUAGAUUCAAAAGAUCAUAUGUGGUGCGCAGUAGCUGGGACCUCAAGAAUUAUCAAGAUAAGCCCACAGAGUGAGAUUGUGGGAGAAGUUCAUUUGCCAUAUCCUCAUGAACCUAUCGACUUGCAAUUCAUCGGCAACGAGUUGGUUAUCCUUACAAAAAGAAACUUUAAAAGUGAUGGAGUUUUGCCGAUGAGUGAUACUUCUCAUGAAUUGGUAAAGAAUAGCAAAGAAGCACCGCAUGGCAACAUCUUCACUGUGGAUAUUGGCUACAUUGGUAAACCAAGAUAUUUCUAUAAGUUGGACCCAGAGGAACUUUCUUUGUUGAAGAAUUCUGGUCUAUCUUUUGGGGAAAAUUUUAGAGUUUCUGAGGGAGGUCUUGAGCGCUUUGUCAGUUCGAUCUGGUCUGACAUAUCGCGAAAUAUAUAA
Molecule: messenger RNA, 1122 nt
Organism: Botrytis byssoidea
Lineage: Eukaryota; Fungi; Ascomycota; Leotiomycetes; Helotiales; Sclerotiniaceae
Exons: 2
Coding region: 1-1122 (373 amino acids)
Biological process (GO): L-ascorbic acid biosynthetic process
Molecular function (GO): gluconolactonase activity; calcium ion binding
Source: RefSeq, a predicted model, not a curated record